Messenger RNA from Coregonus clupeaformis (lake whitefish), 3216 nucleotides. RefSeq names its product RNA-binding protein 15-like. Gene Ontology annotation, cellular component: nucleus. Gene Ontology annotation, molecular function: mRNA binding. Gene Ontology annotation, biological process: regulation of alternative mRNA splicing, via spliceosome. Lineage: Eukaryota; Metazoa; Chordata; Actinopteri; Salmoniformes; Salmonidae. The transcript has a single exon. The record is from RefSeq and is a predicted model, not a curated record. Bases 132 to 2639 code for a protein of 835 amino acids.
UUCAACAUGGCGGACAUGUCGCCUAGGAGGAAGUGAGCUGUAUUUAAAACAAAUGUUUAUACUUUGCUAGUGAAGUUAGGGACAAUUACAGUAAGUUUAGAAUAUAUCAUUUUCAAGACUGCAACUGCAAAAUGAAAGGCAAGGAGAGGUCGCCCGUGAAAAAGCGUUCGCGUAUUCUGGAAGAUAUCCGAGACCGGGGAGGAAGCCACCCAACAAGUAAGAAAAUAGGAGCUCUCUCUGCAGGCAGCAGCAACAACGGGAAUAGUUCUGUCAAAAGUGGUGGUUCGGUAAGACGGAGUUUACCAUCUGAAAAGAGAGACAGUCGAGAUUUAUACUGCCAUGUGUCCAGUCGAACUGCGAGUAACCACGGAUAUCCUAACACAACUGGUUCGAGUAGCAAGCUACACAUUAGCCUUGCUCUGGACCCCACCACAAGGACCAAUUCUCGCGGGGAACUGAGGCCUCUUCCGAUCAACGAAAGUGAGUACAAGACUCUAAAAGUCGGCGAACUGGGUUCUCAGUUGAGCGACGAAGAAAUUGAAGAUGGAUUAUUUCACGAAUUUAAGAAAUUUGGGGACGUCAGUGUCAAAAUAAGCCGAGUUAACGACGAAAGGGUGGCUUUUGUGAAUUUCAGAAGGCCGGAAAACGCCAAGGCGGCCAAGCACGCACGCGGCAAGUUGGUACUCUAUGACCGCCCUCUAAAAAUUGAGGCGGUGUACAUGAACCGGCGUAGGAGCCGCUCCCCCAUCGAAAAAGAUCCAUAUGUAGGUGUUGCAGGGCACAGACAUUUGCACGUCCAAAGAUCCAUUUCACCAACGGGGCUAGGAUAUAGAGACUUCAGACUGCAGCAGUUAGCCCUGGGUCAUCUCCCCCCUCCUCCUCCCCCCCCACCCCUCCCUAGAGAACUGGAAAGAGAGAUGGAGUUUUCUAUCUAUGAAGCCAGGGCCCGGCCACCCUUCAUCCCUGACUGUGCAGCUUUCCGCGAGGAGGACCUCCUAUCCCCUGAAGAUGAUCAGCGGGCCAACAGGACGUUGUUUCUUGGCAACCUCGAUGUCUCAGUGACAGAGAAUGACUUGAGGAGGGCGUUUGACAGGUUUGGGGUGAUCACAGAGGUGGACAUCAAGCGGACAGCCGCUCGCGGGCAGAGCAGCACCUAUGGAUUCCUAAAGUUUGAGAACCUGGACAUGGCUCACCGUGCGAAGAUCACCAUGUCAGGCAAAGUGGUGUGUCACAACCCUAUCAAAAUCGGCUAUGGCAAAGCGACCCCCACAACCAGGCUGUGGGUGGGGGGUCUUGGCCCCUGGGUCCCCCUUGCUGCCCUGGCCAGGGAAUUUGACCGAUUUGGCACCAUCAGGACUAUAGACUACAGGAAGGGGGACACGUGGGCCUACAUCCAGUAUGAAAGCCUGGACGCUGCCCAGGCCGCCUGCUCCCACAUGCGUGGCUUCCCUCUGGGUGGUCCUGAGAGGAGACUUAGGGUGGACUUUGCCGACACAGAGCUCCGCUACCAGCAACAUUACCUGCAGCCUCUCCCCCUGCCGCCUCACUUUGACCUAGUGGCAGACUCCUUCGUCCACCGGCCCACCCCCGAGGCCAUCCGGGUAAGAGAGAGGAGUCCUCCACCCACACUCCGCUUCAGAGAAAGGGAACUGUACACCGCUGACUGGGCUGGCCCAGCGGUCCGAGAGAGGGUGCGAGGGGCAGCCUUUGAGCCCCUGGAGCACCUGGAAAGGCGUUCACGGGAACCCUGGUCUCUGGAAUGUGAGCGGGAGCUGCAGAGCCGAGACCAGGUCCGAAAACGACGCCUCUUAGACGACGGGCGUCGCCCGGACCGCUCACCGGACAGCAGCGAACAUGUGCGCCGUCGCCACGGCACCUCUCUGGAACGCAGCCCUGGUGGCAGCAGCCGGGACGGGGGGCGCUACAGCCCUCCACACUCCGACAGACCCUCCCCCGGUGGAGAGCAGCGGGGCAGCCUGGACUGUGACCCCGGGGACAAGAGACUGCGGACGCUCAGCCCAGCAGAGCCAGAACGGGACCGCAAAUGCAAAGCCAGUGACUCCUGUAAGAGCCCUGUAAAGAGGGAGGACCGCUCUGACCCCUCCUCCAGGUCCAGCCUGCAGUCCAAGAAGCUGUGCCAGGCCUGGCAGGGCGUGCUCCUGCUGAAGAACAGCAGCUUCCCCACCUCCAUGCACCUGCUGGAGGGGGACCUAGCUGUGGCAGCCGGACUACUGGUGGAGGGCUCCACUGGUAGCCAGGUGUCCCAGCUGAAGAUCACCCAGCGCCUGCGUCUGGACCAGCCCAAGCUGGAUGAGGUGUCCCGUCGCAUCAAAGCUGCUGGCCCCAGCGGCUACUCUAUCCUCCUGGCUGUGCCCGGGAGAUCUGAGGAGGGACUCCAGGACGUGGGGAGCUCCACCGAGAGGCCUCUGAAGAACCUGGUCUCCUACCUGAAGCAGAAGCAGGCGGCCGGCGUCAUCACUCUGCCUGUGGGCGGCAGCCGUGACAAGGACGGCGCAGGAGUUCUUCACGCUUUCCCCCCCUGUGAUUUCUCCCAGCAGUUCUUGGAUGCCUCCGCUAAAGCCCUUGCCAAAACCGAAGAAGACUACCUGGUUAUGGUCAUUGUCAGAGGAGCGUCAUGAAAUGAGAACAAAUAGAAAAUCAUUAGUCUUGUGUAAUGAAUUGGUAGAACUAUGGCACAUACACACCCACAUUGUGUCACAUGAUUUAGCUGUCACUGAAACAGGGAACAGGGUGGGGGGUUGAUAGCUUUCUGUCUCGCUAGAAGUAGAACUUCUUGGCAGAAAACAAUGCUAUACUGAGAGUCAUUUGGUAAUCAACAGUAACAAGUCUUUCAUAUAUUUGAAGUUGUCAGCUCAGCAUGCAUUAGCCUAUAGCCUGCAUUACAUUCUGUUGGUGGUUUACUUUUAAUGGGAACAAUUUAAAUGACAAGAAGUGGAUACAUUUAAUUUAAAUGGUUAAGUCAAAGUAGAUUCACGUUUUUCUAUUUGCUCAACUAGUCUGUGUAAAUCAGCUGACUAGAGUAAUUUAUGGGUUUUUGUAAAUAACUAGGCCUACAUUGAUUAUUGCCUUUUCAUUUGGAAAAAAUCUGACUUCCAUUGUAUUUGCAUUGUCAUUUUUCUGGUGUGAAGUCUUGUUUGCUAUUCAUUGCAGUAGAACAUAAAAUAAUAUAAAGAUUCAUCUGAGACCUGAAACUAA